CAGCUGGUCUUCCUUCCUUCCCUCUGGCCCAGAUGCAGAACUUCCCAGAAAUGCUGAGUCGGUUGGUCAGCAUCAACCUUUUCUACUUCAAGAGCAGCUGGCCCGACGUCCGAGCGGCUGCCCCCAUGUUUGUAGGCUUCUUGAUCCUCCACGCGGACCGAGAGCAGAGCCAGCAGCUGGAGCUGGACGAACUGAUCGCGGCUCUGACGGUGCUGCUGAAGGACCCCGUCGCAACGGUGCGGGCGAAGGCGGCGGAGACGCUGGGCCGCCUGGGCCGGGCCAUCUAAGGGCUGCCGGCCAUGGACGCCCCCGGAGGAAGUGGCAUCUGCGCCCCC
Pseudonaja textilis is the source of this 335-nucleotide messenger RNA. The record is from RefSeq and is a predicted model, not a curated record. NCBI's taxonomy places the organism in Eukaryota, Metazoa, Chordata, Lepidosauria, Squamata, Elapidae.